GAAGUACAGAGGGCGAGUUUGACCGUUUUUUUGUUUGAAGUUUGUGUUUGUUUUAUGUUUGCGAUUCAAAACAAGGCGACCAAUGGGCGCGCGCAGGACGUAACCGGGAUGGAAAUGCGCGUGUCGUCACGCCUGCGUCACCCGCUGGUGGAAGCGCUGAGCUCGAUAUAAGUACAUGUUUAAAGAGAAAAUCGAUAUUUUGUUUCUUUUUUGUUUCUUUUUUUUUUUUAUUCCGCCGGAAAUUUGCGGCCGCGUCAGCGAGGGGUUCCGGCUCGCUUGGAGACGUGUUUGCAAUGGACACCUCCUGAUGCUCUACAACAGGACAAUGAACUUGGCUGUCCUGUCACAUGGACACUGAUAGAAGCCAAACCUCUAUGCAACACUUGCAGCUGAUUGCAUAAUGGACUACUUUGGUGACCCCAACAUUUUCGAGGAUUGUUUUUCCUCAGACCAUGUUUCUUUGGCGGAUGAGCUGGACCUUGGCUCAGGGUUCGACCCUCUGCAGCUCAAUGCGGUGGAUGCUGAGAAACACCCUGGAAUGGUGGCAGGUUCCAUGCCAUCUGCUAACCAGCAUGGGGUAGACUACCAUCAACAAAUGGGGCAGUUUGAUGGGAUGAAAGUCCAGACGACCAUGGCACAGUCUUAUCCUACCCAAGGAGGAGACAGCAGUGUCGGAGGCGUUUUCAUUAACGAGCAGUCCCAUUUUCAGGACACAACCAUAAAUCCAGCUGCUCAGACCAACGGACUGUAUCCCAACAGCAGUCCGAUAUGGGGGGAACGGAGAGCAAAUGCCUACCACCAUCAGCAGCUUCAGCAUCAGCAGCAUCAACAGCUUCAACAGCAACGGCAGAAACAACAGCAACUGCGUCAGCAUCAGUUUCAGGAACAUUUUCAGCAUCGUCAAGGCCAACAACGCCAUCAGUUCAAUCAGCAGCAUUCACAUCUACAACAUGGUCAGCAGGUUUUGAGCCAGCAGCAGCUGCCAGCUCAGCACCAGAUCCGGCAACACAUUAACCCCCAGAUUUUACACCGGCAAACAAAGAGUUAUCCAGACCAUACAAACUUUUACUACCAGGGGAAUGUUCCAACCCACCAAAGUCAUCACAGGUCAAUCAAUUCAGAGGGAAGCCCUUUUCAUCCGGGGGUUGAUCCACAAUCUAAGUCUUACCUUGAUGUACCGAUGAUCGCGGCAACAUCUCAGCAACAAAGCGGGUUUGAGAUGGCUCAAACGGUACAAGGGUUUCACGGCGUUUUCAACUCCAAUGGUAAUAAUCUUGGGUACCAUGUACAGUCUUCCCCUGCGGCCUAUACCCUGUCUUCCUGUUCAGCCAAUAUGGCUUCUUCUUAUCCUUCCUCUCAGUAUUCCUUUUCUGGUCAACCUCCUUCUGUCGUAACUUCAUCACAGCCUCACGGCACCAUUCCACCUGGUUCUGAAAUCGGUCCCGGGAACUCCAGCUGCCUGUUCAUGGCAGAUCAUUUAAUGGAACAGCAGCAAAAGGGCCCAGGAAGCCAUCCUCAGGCGUGUCCUUUUCGUUCCCUACAGCCUUCUAAGCCAGUCCAGAAUGCUUACGGUGGUUCUGAGAUGUUCUCCGAAGGCCUAGCUUCUUUUUCCACAGCAAAUGGACCUUUCUCAAAUGAGAUGGACAACAACCACGGCGUCAGCGGUAGUGGAUUUCAGGGUCUGGAUGAGGUCUCAUUGCUAGAUCAUCAGCAUGGAGGCAUUGGAGCAAUAGGAGAAGGUCAUAAUAUCCUGGAAGAAGAGCUGUUGCCUGAGCUUGAAGCUUUUGUUCAGGAAGAGACAGCUGGGUGGAAUAAUACAAGGCACGAUGAAGAAACUCGAGGAAAAGCAGUAAAUCAUCUGGAACGAGAGAAAAACAUGGAUUUUAAGGAUUCACUAACUUUGCAUUAUGCGGCACAGCCUCCGAAAAACACUAAUGGUUCAAGCAACCAGGCCCGACUGGUCAGCCCGCCGAUGAAGAGCAGUUCCUCCUCCUCAUCUUCUUCGUCGUCCUCUUCGUCUUCCUCGUCCUCGUCCUCUCACUCGUCCUCGUCGGAGAAGCGCGUCCCCAAGCGGCUGCAGCAGAUGGACACGGCGACGCCGUCGCUGGAAGAUAAACAGCAGAAAGCCAACCGCAUCAUCUCAGAGGCCAUCGCCCGAGCGCGCGAGCGCGGCGAGAAGAACAUUCCGCGUGUCAUGAGUCCUGAGAGUUUCCCCAGCUCGUCCCAGCUGCACAAGCGCAGAGCGGGAUCCUCGAAAUCCAAGGUGAAGAAGGGCUGCAAAAGCGCCAGAAUCAAGUCUCCCAGAGAAAAGCAGAAGAGUCUGAUCAAGAAAAUUGUGAUAAAGAUCGGGAAGAAGAAGAAGCGCAAGACGGAAUCCUCAGACGAGCUCACAGACGAUGAACCACCGCCUCGACGACCCUCGAAAGACGACGACUCGAAGCGUCGCUCAAACAGACAGAUAAAGAGGAAGCGGUACGCUGAGGAACAUGAGGCCCGGCUGUCUGAUGAGGAAAUGAAGGUCAUCGCUAAAGCCAAGAAGAUCAAUACGAACACUCACAAAGAGCCUGCAGUACAGCUGUUUGUGGAGAACCCCAGUGAGGAAGAGGGAGCUGUGGUGGAUAAAAUAAUGGCUUCUCGGAUAGCGAAGAAAGAGGUGUCUCCAGGGGUUGUCAUUGAAGUGGAGGAGUUUUUUGUAAAAUACAAAAACUACUCUUAUCUGCAUUGUGAAUGGGCUACAGAGCAGCAGUUGGUGAAGGACAAGAGGAUCCAGCAGAAAAUCAAGCGCUUUAAGAUUAAACAGGCGCAGAGAGCGCACUUCUUUGCCGAUAUGGAGGAGGAUCCAUUUAAUCCUGAUUACGUAGAGGUGGACAGAGUCCUGGAGGUCUCGUACUGUGAGGAUAAGGACACUGGAGAGCCGGUGGUGUAUUACCUGGUGAAGUGGUGCUCAUUGCCGUAUGAAGACAGCACGUGGGAGCUCAAGGAAGACGUAGAUCAGAGUAAGAUUGUGGAGUUUGAGCAGCUGCAGGCAGCGAAACCAGACUCCAGAAGAAUGGAGCGCCCCCCAGCGAGUCACUGGAAGAAGCUGGAACAAUCGAGGGAGUACCGGAACGGGAACAGUCUCAGGGAAUACCAGUUGGAAGGCGUCAACUGGCUGCUCUUCAACUGGUACAACAGGCGUAACUGUAUCUUGGCUGAUGAGAUGGGUUUGGGGAAAACCAUCCAGUCGAUCACGUUCCUGGACGAGAUCCACUCGACGGGGAUCAAGGGGCCGUUCCUGAUCAUCGCACCGCUCUCCACGAUCGCCAACUGGGAGCGCGAGUUCCGCACGUGGACCCACCUCAACGUCAUCGUCUAUCACGGCAGCGCGCUCAGCCGUCAGAUGCUGCAGCAAUAUGAGAUGUACUUCCGAGACGCUCAGGGCCGUGUGGUGAGAGGUCUAUACCGGUUUCAGGCGGUUAUCACAACGUUCGAGAUGAUUUUAGGAGGCUGCCCCGAGCUCAACGCCAUCGAGUGGCGCUGCGUGAUCAUCGACGAGGCUCAUCGGCUGAAAAACAAGAACUGCAAGUUGCUGGAGGGCUUUAAACUCAUGCGCCUGGAGCAUAAAGUGUUGUUGACUGGGACGCCGCUGCAGAACACCGUGGAGGAACUGUUCAGUCUUCUGCACUUCUUAGAGCCCACACGCUUCCCUGCUGAAAGUACCUUCAUGCAGGAGUUUGGAGACCUCAAGACAGAGGAACAGGUCCAGAAGCUGCAGGGCAUACUGAAGCCAAUGAUGCUCCGCCGCCUGAAGGAGGACGUCGAGAAGAAGCUGGCUCCUAAAGAAGAGACGAUUAUCGAGGUGGAGCUCACCAACAUCCAGAAGAAGUACUACCGUGCCAUUUUAGAGAAGAACUUCUCCUUCCUGGCCAAAGGAGCCGGCCAAGCCAACGUCCCCAACCUGGUGAACACCAUGAUGGAGCUGAGGAAGUGCUGCAAUCACCCCUACCUCAUCAAGGGCGCAGAGGAGAAGAUCCUGGAGGAUUUCCGUGAGGUUUGCAGCCCCUCAGCCCUGGACUUCCACCUGCAGGCCAUGGUGCAGUCCGCUGGAAAACUCGUCCUCAUUGACAAGCUGCUUCCUAAAAUGAAGGCCGGCGGCCACAAAGUGCUCAUCUUCUCUCAGAUGGUGCGCUGCCUCGACAUCCUCGAAGACUACCUCAUCCAGAGACGAUACCUCUACGAGCGGAUAGACGGGCGCGUGCGCGGAAACCUUCGCCAGGCUGCGAUAGACCGUUUCAGCAAGCCCGACUCGGACCGCUUCGUCUUCCUGCUGUGCACGAGAGCUGGGGGCCUGGGCAUAAACCUCACUGCUGCUGAUACCUGCAUCAUCUUUGACUCGGACUGGAAUCCUCAAAAUGACCUGCAGGCCCAGGCUCGAUGCCACAGAAUUGGCCAGAACAAGGCGGUGAAGGUGUACCGGCUCAUCACGCGAAACUCGUAUGAGCGGGAGAUGUUCGACAGAGCCAGUCUCAAACUGGGAUUGGACAAAGCUGUGCUGCAGAGCAUGAGUGGGCGAGACAACAGCCUCGGAGGAGGAGGGACGAUCCAGCAGCAGCUUUCUAAGAAAGAGAUCGAGGACCUGUUGAGGCGCGGUGCAUACGGGGCACUCAUGGACGAAGAGGACGAAGGCGCCAAGUUCUGCGAGGAAGACAUCGACCAGAUCCUGCAACGCAGAACUAAAACCAUCACAAUCGAGUCGGAGGGACGGGGGUCCACUUUCGCCAAGGCCAGUUUUGUAGCCUCUGGGAAUCGCACAGACAUUUCACUGGACGAUCCCAACUUCUGGGAUAAAUGGGCAAAGAAGGCCGAGAUCGAUCUGGACACCGUCAACGGCAGAAACAGCCUCGUGAUCGACACGCCAAGAGUAAGAAAGCAGACGCGGCCUUUCAGCGCCACUAAGGACGAACUGGCCGAACUGUCAGAAGGCGAGAGCAGCGGAGACGACAAGCCCAAACUGAGACGGCCGCACGACCGCCUCAACAGCUACGGACGCACAGAGUGCUUUAGGGUAGAGAAGAACCUCUUAGUUUAUGGGUGGGGCCGCUGGAGGGACAUCCUGCAGCACGGCCGUUUUAAGAAGCAGCUGGCCGAGAGAGACGUGGAGUGGAUCUGCAGAGCGCUGCUCGCCUACUGCUUAGUGCACUACAGAGGCGACGACAAGAUCAAGAGCUUCAUGUGGGACCUAAUCGCUCCGACAGAAGACGGCAGAGCCAAAGAACUCCAGAACCACUUAGGACUUUCUACACCGGUUCCUCGGGGCAGGAAGGGGAAGAAGAUGAAGACUCAGUCCAGCGGGUUUGACAUUCAGAAAGCCGAGUGGCUCAGGAAGCACAACCCGGAGCACAUGCUGUCUGACGACGGAUACAAAAAGCAUCUUAAGCAUCACUGUAACAAGGUGUUGUUGAGGGUGCGAAUGCUGUACUAUCUGAAACAGGAGCUGAUUGGUUCUCAGUGUCAAAAAGUUCUGGAUGGAGUCGAUGCGAGCGAGAUAGACAUCUGGGUUCCUGAGCCGGAUCAUUCAGAGCUUCCUGUUAUGUGGUGGGACAUGGUCGCAGACAAGUGUCUACUGAUAGGAGUCUUCAAGCAUGGUUAUGAGAAGUACAACACUAUUCGGGCAGAUCCCGCUCUGUGCUUCUUAGAGCGGGUCGGCCGGCCGGACGAGAAGGCCAUCGCUGCUGAACAGAGAGCAAACGACUUUAUGGACGGGGAUGGUGAUGAUCCAGAGUACAAGCCUGCUCCUACUUUACUUAAAGAUGAUAUGGAGGAUGAUGCGUCCUCUCCUGGCGAUCUGAUCAUAACAGAUACGGGAGGAGAAGGCGGGUCCAUGCUGGACGUCGGAGGCAGUUCCUUGGGCGUCGCAACGGGAGCGUACUGGCCGUCUUCGUCCGCCUUAACGGCUCGGCUGCGGCGCCUGAUCACUGCUUCACAACGCUUCACCAAGAGCAGACAGAUCCUUCAGAUCCACCAGACGCAGCAAACCAUGACCCCUGACAUUUGCCCCAUGCCCCCCAUGCUUACAGAAGCCAUCAAUCCCAAAAUUGCUGCCAAGAUCGAGCGGCAACAAAGGUGGACCAGGAGAGAGGAGGCAGAUUUCUACCGCGUGGUGUCCACGUUCGGCGUCGUGUUCGAUCCGGAACUGGCCCGCUUCGACUGGACCAAAUUCAGAGCCAUGGCUCGGCUGCACAAGAAGACAGAUGAGAGUCUCCACAAAUACCUCUGCGCUUUCACUGCCAUGUGCAGGCGGGUCUGCCGCCUACCACCGAGGGAGGGCGAUACAGAUGAUCCGACGCUCUCCAUCCAGCCGAUCACAGAAGAGCGCGCCUCGCGUACGCUGUAUCGAGUUGAGUUGCUGCGGCAGAUUCGGGAACAGGUUCUGCGCCACCCUCAGCUCUUCGAGCGCCUGGCGCUGUGCCAGGCCAGCUCAGAUCUGCCCGUGUGGUGGGAGACAGGCACUCACGACCGCGAUUUGCUGAUCGGCGCGGCCAAGCACGGAGUGAGCCGGACUGACUACCACAUCCUCCGAGACCCCGAGCUCAGCUUUAUGGCGGCCCAGAGAAACUACAGCCAAAACAAGGGAGCGCCGGCACAAAGCCAAGCCCAAAACCCGGCCCUGCUGCUCGGACAGACGCGCACCCCGACCCCGUUAUUAGCACAGAGCCAGACUCCUGGGGCUUCACCUUUACCACUAACUAACUCCAUCCCUAGGGAGGUUACGCCCAAGGAGGAGGGAGAGGACGAGGCAGGGGCACAGAGCUGGCCUUCCCUCAGGCCUCCCACACCUACAGGAGAAGGGCCGAAAGAAGGAGACAACGAAAGGCAGAUGGAGGCAGCCAGGACGAAGCCGCUCGCGCCCAACCCCGAGAGUCGGAAGCAGAAGAAACUGAGCAAGAGAAGUCGCAAAGAGGCGAGGAGGAGGUCCGGGUCAGACACGGAUUCGGACGCGUCUUCCUCAAGCUCCUCAUCCAGCUCGUCGUCCAGAUCCUCGUCUUCGUCCUCGUCCUCAUCGCGGUCAGGGUCCAGUUCCUCGUCCUCGUCGUCUUCCUGCUCUUCCGGUUCAUCGUCUUCGUCAUCGUCGUCCUCAUCUUCUGAAGAGAGCGAUGGAGAAGAGGCUUCAAAGAACACUGCAGCGGUGCCCGGCGUUAAAGGCUUUGACGAGGACAGCAUAGCAUCCCAUAGCACUACACAUGAUGACAUGCAGGACAGUCACGUGACCAACGGUGUCGCUAACCUCUCCCACCCCUUCCAUGGUGGAGGCUACAUGCUCGCCGCUUCCUACUGGCCAAAGGACCGUGUUAUGAUAAACCGACUGGACAGUAUUUGUCAGGCGGUGUUGAAGGGAAAGUGGCCCGGGGCUCGGCGUGCGUAUGAGGGAAGUGCUGCAGUGUCUUCGUUCUAUACCACUAAGCUCAUGGACCACGCUGCCAAUCUGGCAGAUGACCCCGCAGCCUCUCCUCAGGGUUCAAAGGUGAAGAAGCAUGAUGCAGACAGAGAAAAGGAGUUCUCAGUCAAAAUAAAUGACCAGGAAGGCAGUCUGAAACUGACUUUCCAGAAGCAGGGAUUGCCACUGAAGCGCCCUCUAGAUGGAGAGGAGGGACCUCUGGCCCAGCAGCAGUAUCUGGCUAGACUGCAGGAACUACAGAGUGCGUCUGAUAGCAGCCUGACUGACUACACUAAAACACAGAACAGUUAUCCACAAGCCCUGAGUGGACAAAUGCGACUGAAUGGAAUGGUCAAUGAUCAGCCAGUGAUGAAGAAGAGGAGAGGGAGAAGGAAGAAUGUAGAAGGGAUGGAUCAUCUGUUCAUGAACAAGAACAGACCUACUGUGAUGGUGGAUCAGGUCCCUCAAGGAUGGAGCAGGAUCACAACCCCUGCUUCAACCCCCGGCACCUCUAAGGCUGUUGGACCGGUGGACACCGAGACCCGAGUCCCUGUCAUAAACGUGAAAGAUGGAACACGGCUUGCCGGGGAUGACGCUCCCAAAAGGAAGGAUCUAGAUCAGUGGCUGAAGGAGCACCCAGGCUUCGUGGCAGAUGUUGGAGACUUCAUUCCGGGGCUGAACAAGAUCCAGUUUCAGGACGGACGGCCGAAGCAGAAGAGACAUCGCUGUAGAAAUCCUAAUAAGAUUGAUGUCAACAGCCUGACAGGAGAGGAAAGAGUCCAAAUCAUUAACAGGAGGAACGCUCGCAAGAUCGGUGGUGCGUUUGCUCCUCCUUUGAAGGAUUUGAGUCGAUUCCUCCAGGAAAAUCCAGAGUAUGGAAUUCCGCCUGAAUGGGCAGAUGUUGUCAAACAGUCGGGCUACCUCCCGGAGAGCAUGUUUGACCGCAUCCUUACAGGUCCUAUUGUACCGGAGGAGGUGAGCAGACGAGGUCGUCGGCCCAAAAACGCUCUGGCCAAAGUGACUAACACCGCUAAUGCUAACGCCAGCGCGGCUCUCGGCGUCGGUCCCCUACUAAGCAACGGGCUCAUCUCCGGCCUGGACAUGAACAGCCUGCAGGCCCUGCAGAGCCUUCAGAGCUUCCAGCUGACCGCAGGACUCAUGGGCCUCCAGACUGACCCUGCCAACAUGGCUGCCAUGCUUCCCAUGAUGCUCUCGGGAAUGGCCGGCCUGCCCAACCUGCUUGGGAUGAGCAAUCUGCUGGGAAAACAGGAAGCUGCCUCUGGCGAGGAUUCAGGGAAGAAAAGCGGCGGGGAAGCGGCGGCUCAGACCUCAGAGAUCCAGUCGGAGAGGACAGAAAGUCCAAGCUCGACAAGUGCUUCAGCCUCAGGCCAAGCGUUGGCCCUCAACCCCCUGCUGCUCUCCAGCAUGCUUUACCCAGGGAUGCUUCUCAACCCAGGCCUUAACAUGCCUGUGGCCAAUCAGGCACAAGCUACAAGUCCUCAGCCCGGCCCUCCAGCUCAGGCCGCCUCCUCCUCCGACGCCACACACAAAAGCUCAGGCUGCUCGGAGAAGGACGCGGAGGACGAAGGGGAGGAGCCUGAAGAGCAGAAGGACAUCAGUGGUCCAGAGGGCUCGGGGAAGGCGGAGUCGUCUUCCUCAGACGCAGAAGGCUCGUCUUCGUCUUCGUCAUCAGAGGACUCUGAUUCCACUGACGAAGACUGAGCCUUUAUAUAUAUUCUAUAAAUAAAUAUAAAUACAUAUAUAUUUAUAUUACAUCUCUUAGAAAUGUACACAUGUAAACACGUAUAUAUAAGAGCACUUACAAAAUGAUUUAGGUUUGUGUUUUUUUUUUUUUUUCCCGUGUAAAUAUGAGAACGAAAGUGUUGUGUAAUAAAGAUGGCAGGGGAGGGGCUUGGGGGAUAAAAAAAAAAAAUGACGGAACUCCACAAAUGCUGAAAUGAGAUUUCGGUGUUUGUUUAGGUACAGCGUUUGUUUGAUUAAAAAAAAAAAAAAAAAACGAAAAGACAUUUUGCAUGUCCGGGAAGUUUAGUAGUUUUUUUGUUUGUUUGUUUUUUGGGGGGUGAACUUGUAUUGCACAGUGAUGUACAAUUGCAGAAGACAAGAAUUCAAAACGAAAAUCAUUGGCAUUACUGUAUGAGUUAUAUUGGGAUUUAAUUUUAUUAAAAACAAAGAAGAAAAACCAGGACGUUAUCGCUCAAGCCGAGCUGUAUAAUUAAUAUAUUUUGUGUGGAAGAAACAGAACUUGACUAUUUUUUUGUUUGUUUGUUUGUUUUUUUCUUCUUUCUGGUAAAUAAUUUUGCAGGAUCAUACGACAUCUGAAUUUCAGACAGUCCGGUUCUUUAUAACUUCAGCAAUAACACAGGCAGCUAACGAAUGUCACUGAAGCUGUAGAUAACGCAGUCACCGUGCUCCACUCUCCAUUCUUCCCUCAUCCUUCUUUCCUUCCUACUUUUUUUUUUCCUUUUACGUUUCAAACUUUUACAAACAAUAGUAUUUCUGUCUUAUACAUAGCGUUUCUUGUUUGUACUCUGUGUUCCCACUUUUUUUUUCUCUUUUUUUUUUUGGUAUCUCUUUCCAUAAAAAUACAACCAAAAUCCAUAAUUUAAAAGUUGGAUCAUGAAAUGGACCAGGAUAUUAUCAGUAUAAGUGUAAUGCUAUUACAGUACUUGUCAGGUGAUGUAGAUGUAAGGAUUGUCUAAGGCUGCGUUUCUGAAGGAAAUGAAAUCUAGUUGUGUGUGCGUGUGUUCUCAUACCAAAUGUCAUUCCGUAAUAAACUGGAAUAACGCUGGUAAAAUGAAUCAAGUGUUCCUGGAAAGGCUUUUGUGGGAAAGCAAACAAACAUAAAAAAGACAAAAACAUGCGAGUAUGUGCUGCGUCAUGUUGUAGUACUACAGGGCUCGAACCUACAAUGCCUAUUUUAGAGUGUGUGUGUGUGUGUGGGAGCAACAUAUAGGCCCCUUGUUUUUCCUCUAAAUCAGCUGGCUUCCUUUAGCAUGUGUUUGUGUGUCUCUCUCUCUCUCUCUCUACACGCAUCCAUUAAUCCUCCUGCUAAUUUGUGGCAUGUGCUGCUUUUAUGUUGCGUCGUCUUUCAUAACCACGAUGCUCCUUUAUGAUGGUCCUGCUUUCCAGAACAUUUAAAGUAUUGGUAUAAUGUUUGUAGGUAUAAAUAAAUUUUAAAAAGGCAAGUUAAGGUAUUUAAAGCAGUCUUUAAAGCUAAUAAUCACGUUGUUGGUGUGUAUAAACAUCUCGUCGUCGGUGCAUGGGGAAAAAACUCUAGAGAAUCUAGAGUCGCAUUCUUUUCGAGAAUUUAAACUAAGAUGGUGUUAAUAUGCUGAAGCGCAGUUCCUCGGGUCCUGAGGUUGAGAAUCAGGUCAGAAAUGCAGCAUUUGUGUGUGUAUGUAUGUGUGUUAUGGGGUGUGUAAAAGCAUCAUCUCAGCUUUCUGUUGUUCGAAUCUCCAGUCGUCGAUCCGUGCAUGGAACCGUGCAUUAAAUACUGAAUCGUGCGCUAUUUAAAAAAAAAAAAAAAAAAAACAGCACGCAUUUCCUCCAGGAUCGAUUGAGGAAAAGUGCUUCAGGUCGUCACAUUCGUAGCAUAACACCUCCACGAAGGAGUUUCCAGUGCCAGUGCCAGUUUUAUUAUUCAUCGCUAAUAAUGACAUUAUGUACGAUGAUAUGUUUAACGAGCAGUAUAGUAAACUCCAGGGUUGUACGUUGGUUUGUUUUUGUUUUGCUUUGUUUUUCUUUUCACUCGACUCCUGAAGAAACCUCAGCUGUUAAGCUCCAACGUUUGAACUGAACACUUUAAUAAAAAACAUCACUGUUUCAAAUCUUUUUUUUCCCGCACUUUCCAGUCUCAUCAGUGUAUCCGCAAGUGCUGACUGACUUUUUUAAACUGCCCUUUUUUGAAAAGUGCUCUUACACCGUACCUCUGAAUCUGCCCCUCAGACACGAGGGCAGGAACGCGUUCGCAUUUCCGUACUUCUUAAAAUAGCAAUGUUUUUUUUUUUUUUCAAUAUUAUAAAUAUCAUCCUGAUUUUUAUUAUUAUUAUAAUAAUUAAUAUUCAUGGUAUCAAAUGUGUCUAAAUUAUUUGCUCCUGAGCACAUUCUGUACUUCCCAACUUGUUAACAUCUGUCUUUGCUCAUGUUAUAUAAUAAUUACACAACAAUAAUAACGAUUUCAAAUCCUUUUCUUUAUUUCACUUUUGUGAAGAAGUGUGUGUAAAACUACAUCCUGUUUAAAAAAAAAAAAAAAUCCCAUGAAAAAAAAUUAUCUUGUGAAUAUAUCUCCAAGACCGACAGCUGGCCAAUUUAUUAUUAUUAUUAUUAUUUUUACUUAUUUUUAUGUUUUAAAAGUUAGGUUUUUUCCCCACCUCCUGUUAAUCCAUCAGAUAUUACCAUUUAAUGACUAUGGUGUUGAUUUACAUAUCCAAUCCUGCACCACUGACCCUGACCAGAUCACUUCCUUCCCAACAUGCAACUUGCAAGCAGAAUAAAAAAACAACGCAUAUACACUACUGUAAAGCUGUUUUAUUUUAUUAUUAUUAUUAUUAUUUCCAACUAUGAGAAAUAGAUGUUGAAAUGACGAAUAGAAAAUGGCCUUUCUGUGUUUUUUUUUUUUUUUUCCUUAGUUAUUUUAUGCUCUUGAUAGGCGAUACUACAAAUCAUUCUUGUUUUUGUUGGAUUUUGUUCUUUGGACAGUUGCAAUAUUUGCAAAAGUUGUGCUCUUGUGUUAGAUGCAAAAAAAAAAAAAAAAAAACGGAAAAAACACACUUCAUGUAGUGGAGAUUACAUGUCUUAAGAAGUGAUUUCUAAUUUAUUGAAUUACUUUCUAUGAAGUCUCUAUAGAGAAAAAAAUUGAGGUUUAAUUAUUUUUAUUAAACGUAUUCUAACUAUCCAUGAUGUCUGUCGGUUACUCUUGUAUUUUAUUUAAUUUUUUGAUUUUCGUGUAUGAUCAUGACAAGGUUAGCUUUUUUCCCCCCUAUCUGAAAGUUACAUGCUGAAAGAUAAAAUCAAAUUAAAAUGGGUUAUAACAGAAAAA
Molecule: messenger RNA, 12473 nt
Organism: Clarias gariepinus (North African catfish)
Lineage: Eukaryota; Metazoa; Chordata; Actinopteri; Siluriformes; Clariidae
Gene: chd9
Product: chromodomain helicase DNA binding protein 9
Exons: 39
Coding region: 401-9136 (2911 amino acids)
Molecular function (GO): ATP-dependent chromatin remodeler activity; protein binding; ATP binding
Source: RefSeq, a predicted model, not a curated record